This is a messenger RNA of Ostrinia nubilalis (European corn borer), 1225 nucleotides long. RefSeq lists its product as uncharacterized. The transcript has 2 exons. The record is from RefSeq and is a predicted model, not a curated record. NCBI's taxonomy places the organism in Eukaryota, Metazoa, Arthropoda, Insecta, Lepidoptera, Crambidae. Bases 1 to 486 code for a protein of 161 amino acids.
AUGCGGACGCGGCGCGUGCCCAAGCUGCCCAGUGCUACGGACGCGCCCAGUGCUACGGACGCGCCCAGUGCUACGGACGCGCCCAGUGCUACGGACGCGCCCAGUGCUACGGACGCGCCCAGUGCUACUGACGCGCCCAGUGCUACGGACGCGCCCAGUGCUACGGACGCGCCCAGUGCUACGGACGCGCCCAGUGCUACGGACGCGCCCAGUGCUACUGACGCGCCCAGUGCUACGGACGCGCCCUGUGCUACGGACGCGCCCAGUGCUACGGACGCGCCCAGUGCUACGGACGCGCCCAGUGCUACGGACGCGCCCAGUGCUACGGACGCGCCCAGUGCUACGGACGCGCCCAGUGCUACGGACGCGCCCAGUGCUACUGACGCGCCCAGUGCUACGGACGCGCCCUGUGCUACGGACGCGCCCAGUGCUACGGACGCGCCCAGUGCUACGAACCGUUGUGCUACGAACACACUCGCUGAGUAGCGAUGCGAAAGAUACGUUUUGGUAUUUUUCGAAAGAUUCGUACAUUUUUUAGUCCCGGAGUGACGUGUUCCGAUAGCCUUCGCGGUUUCACUGGAUGAUGUAGACCGGAAAUUAGGACACGAUCGACCUCAUCCAGGGUGCUCUUAGUGAAAUAUCGCAGCGCUGGUGCUGCGCAACUCUGCCGUCAGCGAAGGCCGAGGCGAGUAGUUAAAAUAUCGAUAAAGAAAUUUACAAAUUACUUAGGACUAGUGCAUAAAAAUCUAGGUGUACUACGUAAGGUACGUGUAUAAGAACCAAAGGUACUCCGAAGUGCACGAAUCUAUCGAAAGGUACUUUUUCAUCGUUCAGUGUGUCACGCGACGUGACGAAUUGACUUCUAGUGCGGAAGCUACGAAUUUACGAUUACACUCGUGCGAUAGCGCCCACGAAUUCGGCGCCCGCGCGGGACCGGACCGCCGCAGCGCGGGACCAUCGAUGUAUCGACCGGCGCCGGCGACCGGCCGCCGUACGCGGCGGACUCGGUCAUCUUCGAGGGUCUAUUCCACUUUGAUCACCUGGCUUUGAUGACCCAGGUGAUCAAAGUCCACUUCCAGCGACAAUUUAGUAUCCUUUGAUCACCCACGGAUAUGAUGCCCUGGGUGAUCAAAGUGGACUCCAAUUAAAUUAUUAUUUUAGUGUCCUUUGAUCACCUACAUACAAAUCACACCUCCUCUGAAUAGACACGUCAUGUCCAAUUGUA